AGGUACCUAACCUAGACCUUACCUAAAUAAAGUCAAGAGGUAAGGAUUAAGGUUAGAGAGCUCCACCAUUCCCCAGGUGUUUAAUGUGCCAGUACGUACCCGUGCAAGGUGUGCACCUGCAUCUCCAUACCUUCGUCAUUUCCAAGGUUCUUUACCAAACACCUCCAGCUAUACGCGACAUAGCGCGACAUAGGUAGCGUAACUUGCAUAAGGCUAUUAGGUACCUAGGUUUAGGUACGCAUACGAUUUCAACAUCUUUUUUUUCUAAUAGGUAAAACAAAACAAACGCCAUCAUGGAGACCGACGAACAACAAUCCCAAUUCGUACCUUUUACCAAAGCUGAGCGCAUCGAACAAUUAGCCGAGAUCGAUCGAAACAUCGUCAGCCUGCUACGGUCCACCGCUCGAGCCAUUCAAACCCUCGGCAAGCAACAAUCCCAGAGCAAGGACGCGGUCAUGACAGAUGACAAAGGCCAAGAAUCUCAAGUCUUCCAAGACUCCAUGAACGAUUUUCUCCGCGCUCUACGAACUGUUAAUGUCGGAAUGAAGCGACAGAUAUGGGGUCUUGAGGAAGAGCAUAUUAUAUCCCUGGAAAAUAAAGACGGACCAAAUAUUAGGGAUGAGGCCGGGGAGGUACAGGGAGUCGGCAAUCGCAACACUCCAAUCCAGCCGGACGGCGACGGUAAGAUCGGUGGACUCGAUGUAGGCUGGCUUAACAGCCGAAGCGACGAAGUCGAGAGAGGUAUGGAAACUGACCUCUGGGCCGAGGCCGAGGCGUUUCUACGACGGACUAUAGAACAACGCGAGGCCACCAAGAACUAAAAAGGUAGAGCAUGGGUUUAAACAUUUUAAGUACGGUUGGCUGGGGCGUAUUUGUGUGUCAAGGGUUUAAUGGAGGACAGCUAUAGCAUCCGGCGGCGUUUAAGGAGUGAUAUACCAUAAGCAUAUAAAUUAUAAUUGAUAAGGGGGUUUUCUACGCUCCUAAUCCACG
This is a messenger RNA of Daldinia caldariorum, 990 nucleotides long. RefSeq names its product mediator complex, subunit Med11. Lineage: Eukaryota; Fungi; Ascomycota; Sordariomycetes; Xylariales; Hypoxylaceae. Bases 294 to 821 code for a protein of 175 amino acids. The record is from RefSeq and is a predicted model, not a curated record. Gene Ontology annotation, cellular component: mediator complex. Gene Ontology annotation, biological process: regulation of transcription by RNA polymerase II. The transcript has 2 exons. Gene Ontology annotation, molecular function: transcription coregulator activity.